AUGCCGCGUGAGUGAAAAUAUAUGCAAAUUAAAAAAAAAAUGAUAUUUGAGAAUUUCACCAGCUUCAAGCCAUUUAAAAAUGGUGUUUUCGCAGCAUACAAACCAAACAAAUUUAAGACAAUGCUGCGGCUGAUUAAGAAGAGAGGCGACGAUCGUCGUCGUCAAAAAGUUUCAGCAAAUUGCUCUUGGUUUGUGGCGAUUGAGAAGCGUGCUGUUUUAACGGAAGUUAGGAGUUUCGGUGAUCCUCAUUUGGAUAAAGCAAGAUGUUUGCCGAUCAUCAAAAAGCUUCUAUAUCUUCUCAAUCAGGGUGAAACAUUCACGAAGACUGAAGCUGCAGCAGUACUUUCUUCUGUUAUAAAGUUAUAUCGAUUUCAAGAUAUUCAUUUGAGAAGAAUGUUCUAUCUAAUAGCAAAGGAGCUCUGCCCUGUUGCAGAUGAGGUUGAAUUGGUCACUAGCUCCAUACUCAAAGACACCAACAGCCGCACUGUUAUUUAUCGAGCAAAUGCUAUCCGUUUACUUUGUCGGAUCACUAUUGGCACAUCUUCAACUACAACCCAAAUUGAGAAAUGCCUCAGCGAUGCUUUUGGGGACAAAAAUCAUAUUGUUCAAAGUGCUGCCCUUGUGUGUGCUAUUAAUCUGAUAAAGAGAUAUCCAAUGAUGCGCUACAGAAUCAUGAUCAUAAACCUUGAAAAAGUGCUUCGUACUCCAGCGUUUGUGGAGUACCAUAGCUUUUAUCUAACUUUUAUGUUGCGGAUAGCAAAGGGCAAUGUGUUGGAAGGUGAAACGUUGGUUAGCAUUUAUACAGAGUCGAUUAACGAUAUUGGAUUUGCUCGUUAUUUUUCUUCUCCUCUGAGUCCAUGCUUCCUGGCUCGCCUCAUUAGACAGAUUUCCCGAGCUAGGCAUGUCAGUGUGGUGCAUCAUCCAAGUUACUUUGAAUUCCUCAAGUCUUGUAUCUAUCAUGAAGAUGAAAGGGUUGCAAUAGAAGGAUUUCGGUCACUGCAAGAGUUGAGAGACAUCAGUUUUAGCGAGAUUAAACCUGCACUGUAUGUUAUACAGCAAUUUUGUUGUGUUUCUCCCAAGCCUGUGCUAAGGUUUGGUGCUUUCAGGGCAUUGCAAAAGGUGUGUGCGGCGCAGAGACAUGCAUGGGCAAUUCCUAGAGAUUAUAUUACAAUUUGUCGCGACGAGAAUGCAAUCAAGUUAUAUCAUGCGUCGGAUCAUCGUGAGAACGAGGCUGGAGCUGAAGUGACUCAAGUGGUUAAAUCUCAAUCCUGUUAUGCAAUGAAGGAAGCUUCUAUUCAUAACCUUAGGAGGAGACAAGGGCGAUUGCAGUAGAUUGGGAAUCAUCAUCUGCAGAAUCUGUAAUUGAUUAGUAUAUCAUGCAUUAAAUCAAAUAGUCUAAACUUAAUUAGAAGAUUAUUAGCCAUGCAUGUGUGAAUCAUGAUGAUUUUUGACAUCCAAAUUAACUAUUCAUUCAUAACUAUAUUAAAUGACCUCAA
Salvia miltiorrhiza (redroot sage) is the source of this 1496-nucleotide messenger RNA. RefSeq names its product coatomer subunit gamma-like. The record is from RefSeq and is a predicted model, not a curated record. Gene Ontology annotation, cellular component: Golgi membrane; endoplasmic reticulum; endoplasmic reticulum-Golgi intermediate compartment. Gene Ontology annotation, biological process: protein secretion; endoplasmic reticulum to Golgi vesicle-mediated transport; intracellular protein transport. Bases 22 to 1332 code for a protein of 436 amino acids. Lineage: Eukaryota; Viridiplantae; Streptophyta; Magnoliopsida; Lamiales; Lamiaceae. The transcript is spliced from 10 exons.